AAGGUAUCAGUUUGACUCGAAUCCCACUCUGUUCUUUUUUUUUUUUUAAUCUCCAAUCUCCGGUCUCUGCCCUUUUCCGCUUUUAUGCUUUCCUCGCCAUCGUUUGUUCUUCUUCUUUAACGAUCCAAUCGAAUCUGUAUUGUGUAUAUAUCUUUCCUUGCUAUGGUGGUCUUCUGUUCUUAGUGCAAUGGCCGUGGAGCUGAUGAUGGGAUGUGGUGGGGGCGAUGGUUUUUCGGGGAAGAUUGAAGAGGACGCUCUUGCUGUGAAGGAAGCUGCGUCUGCUGGGAUUCAGAGCGUCGAGAAGCUGAUGAGAUUGAUUUCUCAAGAACAAUACCAACAGGGGCAAGCAACAGCUGAUUCGACCAGUACUAGUAACAAAACAUCCAUGGAGCUGGGGGCUGUCGCGGAUGUCACGGUGGACAAGUUCCAGAAGGUGAUAUCUUUACUGGAUAGAAGAAGAAUAGGCCACGCUCGGUUCCGAAGGGCUCCUGUUUCUCUUGCUUCUGCUUCUGAUUUAUCAGUACAGCUGAACGAAGAAACAGAGCACCCGCAGUCUCAGCAUCUGAAAACAGAGCCUGUUUCUGCUUUUAAGGUUUACUGUCCCACUCCUACACCGAUUGUUCGCCUACCUCUGCCGAAUAAUCACUCCCAUUUGCCCCCACAUAUGGGGGCAAAGAAUAUUGGGUCCGUGGAGAGGAAGGAUGCGGUUGCAAGUAUCACAUUCUCGCCAUCACCGCCGAUUUCUGCUGCGAAUUCUUUCGUGUCGACUUUGACAGGGGAUACUGAGAGCUUGCAGCCUUCCUUGUCGUCCGGGUUCCAUAUUACCCACAUGUCUCAGGUGUCGUCUGCGGGAAAGCCACCUCUGUCUUCCUGCUCCUUGAAGAGGAGGUGUAACUCCAUGGACGAUGCGGCCGUUCUCAAGUGUGGUUCAUCUCCUGCGCGUUGCCACUGUUCCAAGAAAAGGAAAUCCAAAGUGAAGAGAGUGAUCAGAGUCCCUGCAAUUAGCCCAAAGAUGGCGGAUAUUCCACCUGAUGAUUAUUCCUGGAGGAAAUACGGCCAGAAACCCAUUAAAGGUUCUCCCCAUCCAAGGGGAUAUUACAAGUGUAGUAGCUUGAGGGGCUGCCCUGCGCGCAAACAUGUGGAGCGUGCUCUGGAUGAUCCAACGAUGUUGGUUGUGACCUACGAGGGUGAACACAAUCACUCCAACUCUCUCACGGAGGCAACUGCAGCUCAUGUCCUGGAAUCAUCCUAGCCUCACUGGCCCAAAGUCUCAAGAUCUAGAGCAGAUUUUGGGGUGGGUUUACAUAUUUUCAAACGCAGAGGCCUGCAUUUGUGUAAUUGUCUAGAAGAAGGAGAAGAUUAGUGGGUUAUAUGCUAUAGCUACCUAAUACAAAAUGGAAUUCUUUUGUUUUCUUCCUUCCCUUAAGCCGUUGAAAGACUUUUGUUUGGGUGAUGAAAAGAGUAGGAAAGCGUAAGGAUAGUGGAUUUUGUGAUAGUUUAUCCGUUA
Molecule: messenger RNA, 1507 nt
Organism: Carya illinoinensis
Lineage: Eukaryota; Viridiplantae; Streptophyta; Magnoliopsida; Fagales; Juglandaceae
Product: probable WRKY transcription factor 7
Exons: 3
Coding region: 188-1252 (354 amino acids)
Biological process (GO): regulation of DNA-templated transcription
Molecular function (GO): DNA-binding transcription factor activity; sequence-specific DNA binding
Source: RefSeq, a predicted model, not a curated record